Molecule: messenger RNA, 765 nt
Organism: Spodoptera littoralis (African cotton leafworm)
Lineage: Eukaryota; Metazoa; Arthropoda; Insecta; Lepidoptera; Noctuidae
Source: the annotation of a GenBank genome assembly
AUGGAUCAGUCGAGUUGCAGUAUCACAGUACAAUCUAAGCAUCUUUCAUUGCUACUCCACUGCACCUACCCACCUAACUACUACAACAUGAAACUGUUCGUGAUCGCCGCUCUCGUCGCCGUGGCCGCUGCCGGUCGUCUGGAACACCUGGAACGCUCCUACCUUCCUCCCGACAACUCUAUCGGAGUCGCGAGGUCGUCCUUCGGCUCCAACGGAGGCUUUGGCUCCGGCUCCGGCUCUCAUGGGUCAUUCGGAUCUAACUCUGGUGCCUUCGGCGCUGCUGGAGCAGGUCUGCAAGGCCGCAACGCUGGUGCUCGUUACUCUGGUGCCACCUCCAACCAGUACCUGCCACCUAACCAUGGACCUUCUGGCGCUCAGGGUGCUCCUCAGUUCGCUGGCUCUCUGAACGGUUUUAGCGGCCAGAACUUCCGUAGCCAGCAGCAAUACAAUGGAAACGGUGCUUCUCAUGGAGCUGCUCACGGUGCUGGUCACGGUGCCGCCCAUGGUGUAGCUCAGCAGUACUCCGCUCCUAGCUCUCACUUCGGAUCUCAACAGGGAUCUCACUCCUUCGGAUCUCAGGGCUCCAACUCUUUUGGAUCUCAUGGCUCCAGCUCUUUCGGAUCUCAUGGCUCCAACUCUUUCGGAUCGCACCAAGGCCAGUACUCCCAGCAGUCUGCCGCCACCAGCCGUCAGUACCUGGCUCCCAAGACCUACCAGAGCUCUCCCCAACAAGCUUUCGAUGAGAAAACUGGAUACCAGUACUAA